Molecule: messenger RNA, 2505 nt
Organism: Elgaria multicarinata webbii
Lineage: Eukaryota; Metazoa; Chordata; Lepidosauria; Squamata; Anguidae
Gene: CTSC
Product: cathepsin C
Exons: 7
Coding region: 81-1475 (464 amino acids)
Cellular component (GO): lysosome
Molecular function (GO): cysteine-type endopeptidase activity
Source: RefSeq, a predicted model, not a curated record
CUUCCUGCGCCCCCUCGCCGCCCUCCGGUGCCAGGAAUCCCGCGGCGGGCGAACGAUCGUGGUGCGCGCAAGCCGCAGCAAUGGGGCGCUUGGCGUGUUGCCUUCCUCUCUUCUUGUUGUUCCUGCUGCAGCUCCGGCCGUGCUCGGGCGACACUCCGGCCAACUGCACGUUUGAAGAUCUGCAGGGCACCUGGGUUUUCCAGGUGGGCAAAGGGCAAGGCUCCCCGAACCAGAACAUUAACUGCUCGCAAGUGGGUCCCGUGGAGAAAGAAUUCAUUGUCAGCCUUCAGAAACUCGACAUCGCUCAGGACGAUCAAGGGAACUUUGGGUUCUUCACGAUAAUUUACAACCAAGGCUUUGAGGUUGUGUUGAACAACUACAAGUGGUUUGCCUUUUUUAAGUAUAAAAGAGAUGCCGGCAAUGUAACCAGCUACUGCCACAAGACCUUCCCAGGAUGGGUGCAUGACGUGCUAGGCCGUAACUGGGCGUGUUUCACCGGCCACAAGGUCGCAUCUCCGGACUCUGGUGUUCGUGUAAAUCAACGGCCUCUUCGGAAUCCCUACGGAAAACCUCUGCAGAAGCUCUACACGACCAGCUUUGACUUUGUGAAGGCCAUCAACACUGUUCAGAAAUCAUGGAGAGCAAAAAUCUACAAAGAAUAUGAAACCUUCACCCUAGAAGAGCUCACUCGGAGAGCUGGCGGGUUCAGCUCCAGAGUUCCCAGGCCAAAGCCUGCUCCUCUGACUGCUGAAGUAAUCAAUGAAGCUUCUAAUCUGCCUAAAUCCUGGGAUUGGAGGAACGUCAACGGUGUUAAUUAUGUCAGCCCAGUACGAGACCAAGAGACCUGUGGCAGCUGCUAUGCCUUUGCUUCGAUGGGCAUGCUGGAAGCCAGGAUUCGGAUCCUCACCAAUAAUUCACAGACGCCGACACUGAGCCCCCAACAGGUGAUUUCCUGUAGUGAGUACUCUCAAGGUUGCAGAGGAGGAUUCCCUUACCUCAUCGCUGGAAAAUAUGUUCAGGAUUUUGGGGUGGUUGAGGAGGCGUGUUACCCUUACACAGGCAUGGAUUCCUCUUGCAUUUUUAAGCACAACUGUUACCACUACUACACCUCCGACUACCGCUACGUUGGGGGUUUCUAUGGCGGGUGCAAUGAAGCCCUGAUGAAACUCGAACUUCUCAAGCACGGACCCAUGGCGGUCGCUUUUGAAGUAUAUGAUGACUUCAUGAAUUACGCAGGGGGGAUCUAUCACCACACUGGCCUGAUGGAUCCUUUCAACCCUUUUGAACUGACCAAUCAUGCCGUCUUGCUUGUGGGUUACGGCAGCGAUCCAACUUCUGGCGAGCCAUUUUGGAUCGUGAAGAACAGCUGGGGAGAAUCCUGGGGUGAGAAGGGUUACUUCAGGAUCCGUAGGGGCACCAACGAAUGUUCCAUAGAAAGCAUAGCACUGGCUUCCACUCCUAUACCCCGAAUGUAGCCAUAGUGGAAUUUCAAGUGACUCCCUCCCAGGAAGCAACAGUGUCCACCGUACAAAUGUAAUGAAUUAUAGUGGGAGAAUUUUACUGCCUGGCUUUUACAGCUUUAAAGAAUGAGCUUUAAUAAAAAUCAUUCAGGGCAAAUUAAAUAUAUGUAUUUGCACCUUUCAGAUGAUGUUAAACGAGGGUCGUAGAUAGAAUGGCAGACUGAAGCCCAGUAGACCUAACUGCCCAACCAUCAUGAUUCAGUUUAGAUAUCAUGCUAAACUAUGGUCAAGGUAGAUUAACCAUAGUUUCCUGUGACUGGCUGGCUUUGCAAGCCAUAGGCUGUGCUAAUGAUGGUUUUGGCAUGACAUCUGUACUGUCAAAUUUCAGUUACAACUGCUCCAUCACUGGAGGCAUUGCACUGUGAAAGGGAACAAACACAGAGAAUGGUGGCUUGACUACAUUUCAAUAUUCAUGGUAUGGGGUUGUAAACCAUGGUUAGUGCAAACCAUGGUUUGGUGUGUUUGGACUGAAGCCAUCUUUUAGCCUAAUCUAGGAUAAAAUGGGAUUAUCUCAUGUAUGCCAUCCUGAGCUACAUGGAAGAAGGAUGUGAAACAGAUAAUUUGAAUGUUUACAAUCUACCUGUAAAAUUUGCAAUAGUGACAAUUUACAAUAACUGCAGGUAUUCAGUAUGUUGUUCACCAUCCUUUUCUUUCCUCAUUGAGCCAACCUUUUAUACUUGACUUGUGCCAGAAAUAUUUCUUAAAUCUGUGAUUUUAUAUUUGAAAAAAAAUGACUGUGCCUUACAGGGAAAAUGAAGACAUUUCAAAUGAGAAGAUACAGGAUCAUGCUGUGAUUUAUUUUUUUAAAAGGGAACCUCUCUGAAUCUUUUUUGUUUGGUUUUGUUUUGCAAAACACUUGGUAACUCAACACUCGUUUUUAGUGGAACACUUUUUAUUCUGCAGUUGGCUCACUUCGUUUGGGUUUUAAUUUUGGAUGUAAUUCUGAAAUAAAGUGAUCCUCCAUUGUUGCUAUGGGAGUUCUUCA